Molecule: messenger RNA, 6232 nt
Organism: Salmo salar (Atlantic salmon)
Lineage: Eukaryota; Metazoa; Chordata; Actinopteri; Salmoniformes; Salmonidae
Gene: cnnm3
Product: cyclin and CBS domain divalent metal cation transport mediator 3
Biological process (GO): magnesium ion homeostasis; transport
Cellular component (GO): plasma membrane
Molecular function (GO): transmembrane transporter activity
Source: RefSeq, a predicted model, not a curated record
GCGGCUCCAAACGAGAGCAGUGGAAGACACGAAGCUCAUGCACUUUCUCCCCAAAAUGGCGUCGAAAGGGAGCCAGUGUCUUUCUGAGCGCUGUGUGGCUCGCAGAGCCUCAGUGGGCGGGCAGCUGCGACGCGGGCAGGCAGUCACAUGAUUCGCGCAAAGCCCAGCUGCCCAAUUCCAAUAUGGUGGCCAGCUUGGCAGACCUACGUUUCUUGUUGAUGAUAUUAUUGCUCUGCUGGAGGAUCAGGGACGGCGCCUGCACCCAGCAAGCCCCGUGGGUUCUGGGGCUGCGACUGGAGGACCCAGAAGGCCAGGUGUAUAUGAAGGAGCGGAUCAUCUCUGCGCCGCAAGGGGCCAGUUUCAAGCUUCGGCUGUUCGGUUGGGAUCUAAAUGGGACCUGGCCGUGGGUGGCGUUCGCUGGAACAAGACAGGAGGAGACCGGGGUGGUGGAGGAUGCAGCUGAUCCGUGCAAGCAGGAGACCCGCCGUGACUCCGCCGCCUUCCAGGUCACGGGGGAGUUCACAGCGGACGAGGAGUACAGCGGGUUGAUAACGGUACAGACGCGGGACAAGAGCAGCAUCUCUCCCGCUGCAUCCUCCACGGGAGGAGGGGAUGAUGCCAACCCUACCUACCACCACCACCACCUGUGCGUGCUGAAGAACGGAAGCUGGGUGUCGGUGGGACCGGACAGGUUGCAGAUCAACAACGACGCAGGUCUCCCGGCGGACUACAUCCCUCCGUGGGGUAUGGCGGUGCUGAUCGUGCUGCUGAUCCUGGUGUGCGGGGUGCUGAGGAGCGUGAACCUCAGCCUGUUGUGGCUGGACCCCCUGGAGCUCUACGUCUUCCACAGCUGCGGCUCAGAGGAGGACAAACGGACCGCCAAGCGCCUCGAGCCAAUCCGGAGACGAGGCAACUGCCUGGUGUGUUCUCUGCUGUUCCUGUGCGCUCUGGGCCACUCGGUUCUUGGUGUGCUACUCUACAGGGUCCUGGGUUCCAUAGCGCCCGCCGUCUUUACCAGCGGGUUCCUCAUCUUUAUGGUGUCAGAGCUUGUUCCCCACAUAGUGUGUUCCGGCUACGGCUUCCAGCUAGCCCCAGGCUUCACCUGGCUGGCACAGGUGUGUAUGGUGCUGACGUGCCCACUGUCAUGCCCGCUGGGCCUGGUGCUGGACCUGGUGUUGAGACGUGACAUCAGCACCUGCGGUGUGAGGGAGAGGGCCAUGGAGAUGAUCCGCACCAACGUCAAUGACCCCUACAGUGAGUUUGUGAAGGAGGAGUUUAGCCGUGGUGCGCUGCGCAGGAAGACUGUGGAGGACAUCCUGACUCCGCUGAACGACUGUUUCAUGCUGCCGUCCACCGCUGUGCUGGACUUCUCCACCAUGUCAGAGAUCAUGCAGAGUGGAUACACACGAGUCCCCAUCUAUGAAGAGGAGAAGUCCAACAUCGUGGAGAUCUUGUUCGUGAAGGACCUGGCUCUGGUCGAUCCUGACGACUCUACUCCCAUGACGACCAUCACCAAGUUCUACAAUCACCCACUGCACUUUGUUUUCAACGACACUAAACUGGACGCCAUGCUGGAGGAGUUCAAGAAAGGAAACUCUGCCCUGGCCAUCGUUCAGAAGGUGAACAACGAGGGGGAGGGGGAUCCCUUCUACGAGGUGCUGGGAUUGGUCACCUUGGAGGAUGUCAUCGAGGAGAUCAUCAAAUCAGAGAUCCUGGACGAGUCAGACGGCUACAUGGACAUGAAGGUGAAGCGUCCCCUGGCACCUCUGGAGAUUCCUCUGGAACCUCGCAGCGUCCACCAAGAGUUCUCUCUGUUCAAACUCCCAGAGGGAGAACCCAAGAUCCGCACCUCACCUCAGCUACUGCUGGCCACACACCGCUUCCUCUCCAGAGAGGUAGAGCACUUCAGUCCAGCCCGUGUGUCAGAGAAGAUGUUGUUCCACCUGCUCCGUCACCCCAGUGUCAACCAGGAAGUCCAUUUUGACCCCUCCAACCGCUUGAGCCCCGACCACUACCUCUACACACGCAACCACCCCGUAGACUACUUCAUACUGCUACUACAGGGGCGUGUGGAGGUUGAAAUCGGUAAAGAGGGCUUGAAGUUUGAAAACGGAGCGUUCACUUACUACGGCGUGUCUGCACUCACAGCGCCUACCUCAGUGCACCAGUCUCCAGUUUCAACCCAGCGUCGUCCUCCCAGGGAUCCAUUUGAGAUGGGAGACGCCACCAGCCCGUCCAGCUACUGUCCUGACUACACCGUCCAUGCCCUCACUGACCUGCAGCUCAUACGGGUGACUCGCAUGCAGUACCUGAAUGCUCUGAUGGCGUCGCGUGUUGGCCAGAGCCCAGAAUCUCCUGAGAUCAACAUCCUGCCUAACAGUCAGACCAAGCUGCUCAACGAGAAGAACACUGUCACACAAGAGUUCCCUGUAAACUUUUCCUUUUUUGACACCAUUGAGAACUACUGUUAGUGUUUUCUGUGUGCAUGAGGACACCCACAGGAGGUGGCAGUAAAUCCCAGGAAAGUUCAACAGAAGAGGAGGCUCAUGGGUAAUGAAGUUCUCUCUGUCAGAACUAUGUGUGUUACUCAGACAACCAACAAGGAGGCUUUUAAAAAAAAAUAUAUCAGUGAAUCUCUUAUCUCUAGAAUGCAGUGAUUGGACCUGGCUGGAGUGAGCGUCUGUGUGUGGGGUGUGUGUGGCUACUGCACUAUCCUCAGCCGUUUUCCUCAUUCAUUAUACAUUUCGCAUUCAUGCCAAUCGUGUGUGUGUGUGUGUGUGUGUGUGCGCGCCUCUCCUUCCUGUUGUAAUUCAGCCUCCUUUGCCUAAAAGUUACAUUGCCUGUUCCUUCAUUAUUAGCCUGUCUGUGUGCUAAAGCAACUCACGUCAGCCCCCUGUGUGUGCUUGUGCGUGCGUGUUGUCAAAACCCAUCCAUCCAAGCAUUAGACACAGGUUGGUCAUUUUCACAGACAUGUGUACACCGCUUUUGGUGAUUUGCUUUAGUUUGAUUUAUACGUCCAUAUUUUAUUUGAUACACUCCCACAUAUUUGUCUACCUAGACCUAAUGGAAGGCCUGUAUAUCAGGAGACCUACGGGAUGAUUGGAACUGUUUUCUCUAGUUAAAGGGCUAGAUCCCCCAACAGUAAAGAAACAAAUUUGUAUUUGAAAAAUGUUCAUUCUAUCCCUUUAAGAGAGCUGAUGCAACGCUUGUGUCCAUUCCUUUGCACAGUCAAUGUUUAGCUUCAGGUCUGAGCUGUGAUGGGAGCUGUGUGUGUGUGUGUGUGUGUGUGUGUGUGUGUGUGUGUGUGUGUGUGUGUGUGUGUGUGUGUGUGCCCUCUCCCAUUUGACCUCUCUUACGGCGUGCCAACUCUGACCCAGUCUGCUUUCAUGCAUUCCUUUUGUUUGGCCAUAGAGACAAUCACAAUCCCCUUUAUUCACUCAGUAUAUUUACCCAGACACCAUACAGAAUAGAUAAAACAGACAAGUCCACAUAGACACCAUACAGAAUAGACAAUAUGUUUGUGUGUGUCACAUCUAAAGCACCUUGUUGAUUUUUCUCAUCCUUGAUAGCCAAGUAGGUAGAGUUCCAUUAACAUUCCACACACACACACACACACACACACACAAGUGAUAUGUGCUCUUGUGUGGCUGGCCUGGGUGUGUGUGUGUGUGUGUGCGUGACUGAGUCUGUGACUCUUGCCGCCUGUCAGUCAGUAUUCAGUCUUACAGACUCUUUCAGGAAACUCAAUUUCCCAUGUUUCUGUGUAACUACCCAUGUGUGCAGGGAAUACAUCUGUUACCCACUGUCCUGUGGAGACAGGAAACGCCUAGAUAAAGGCCUGGUCCAGAAUCAACCCCUUGGUCUUUCCCCUGGCCCCUAGUUGUCUACCCUUUGCUCCUAGGCCCUAGCACUUAGUGUAAACAGAUCUGAUUAAAAGGUAAUGGCAGCACCUAUCUGGUUCCUUCAGAUCUGCAAUCAUAGGGGUUUGGAUUGGGGCUAGGAGUCUUUGGAGCGGGGAAUGGGGCUAGGAGUCUUUGGAGCGGGGAAUGGGGCUAGGAGUCUUUGGAGCGGGGAUUGGGGCUAGGAGUCUUUGGAGCGGGGAAUGGGGCUAGGAGUCUUUGGAGCGGGGAAUGGGGCUAGGAGUCUUUGGAGCGGGGAUUGGGGCUAGGAGUCUUUGGAGCGGGGAAUGGGGCUAGGAGUCUUUGGAGCGGGGAAUGGGGAUAGGAGUCUUUGGAGCGGGGAUUGGGGCUAGGAGUCUUUGGAGCGGGGAAUGGGGAUAGGAGUCUUUGGAGCGGGGAAUGGGGAUAGGAGUCUUUGGAGCGGGGAUUGGGGAUAGGAGUCUUUGGAGCGGGGAUUGGGGAUAGGAGUCUUUGGAGCGGGGAUUGGGGAUAGGAGUCUUUGGAGCGGGGAAUGGGGCUAGGAGUCUUUGGAGCGGGGAAUGGGGCUAGGAGUCUUUGGAGCGGGGAAUGGGGCUAGGAGUCUUUGGAGCGGGGAUUGGGGAUAGGAGUCUUUGGAGCGGGGAAUGGGGAUAGGAGUCUUUGGAGCGGGGAUUGGGGAUAGGAGUCUUUGGAGCGGGGAUUGGGGAUAGGAGUCUUUGGAGCGGGGAUUGGGGAUAGGAGUCUUUGGAGCGGGGAAUGGGGAUAGGAGUCUUUGGAGCGGGGAAUGGGGAUAGGAGUCUUUGGAGCGGGGAUUGGGGAUAGGAGUCUUUGGAGCGGGGAUUGGGGAUAGGAGUCUUUGGAGCGGGGAAUGGGGAUAGGAGUCUUUGGAGCGGGGAAUGGGGAUAGGAGUCUUUGGAGCGGGGAAUGGGGAUAGGAGUCUUUGGAGCGGGGAAUGGGGAUAGGAGUCUUUGGAGCGGGGAUUGGGGAUAGGAGUCUUUGGAGCGGGGAUUGGGGAUAGGAGUCUUUGGAGCGGGGAUUGGGGAUAGGAGUCUUUGGAGCGGGGAUUGGGGAUAGGAGUCUUUGGAGCGGGGAUUGGGGAUAGGAGUCUUUGGAGCGGGGAAUGGGGAUAGGAGUCUUUGGAGCGGGGAAUGGGGAUAGGAGUCUUUGGAGCGGGGAAUGGGGAUAGGAGUCUUUGGAGCGGGGAAUGGGGAUAGGAGUCUUUGGAGCGGGGAAUGGGGAUAGGAGUCUUUGGAGCGGGGAAUGGGGAUAGGAGUCUUUGGAGCGGGGAUUGGGGAUAGGAGUCUUUGGAGCGGGGAAUGGGGAUAGGAGUCUUUGGAGCGGGGAUUGGGGAUAGGAGUCUUUGGAGCGGGGAUUGGGGAUAGGAGUCUUUGGAGCGGGGAUUGGGGAUAGGAGUCUUUGGAGCGGGGAUUGGGGAUAGGAGUCUUUGGAGCGGGGAUUGGGGAUAGGAGUCUUUGGAGCGGGGAUUGGGGAUAGGGGUCUUUGGAGCGGGGAUUGGGGCUAGGGGUCUUUGGAGCGGGGAUUGGGGCUAGGGGUCUUUGGAGCGGGGAUUGGGGAAUGGGGCUAGGAGUCUUUGGCGUGGAACAGAGACUCUACCAGGGUCAUAUUCAUAAGUGCACACUGUUGCAAAAUGUCUUGAAACGGAAAACAAACAUUUCUUCUAGAUGGUCCCUCCCUGUUUCAGUACGUUUUCUUCUGUUUGGUGCCUAAUGAACAUGACCCAUGUUUCCCAGCAACCAUGUUAGGGGUCGGCUAUUUUGGCGGCCAUCUUGGUUGCCUCAGUCGUUCUCCACCCCAUAAAGCGUUUUUGUUUAGUUGAUCUAAUUACAGACAUACGCUAAUUAAUGACAUAUGCUAAGACAAGGGAUUAACUAUGUGAUUCAAAGUAAAUAUUUUCCAUCUGUUUUAACAAUAUUGUACUGUUGGUUAUGUUUCAAGUCCAUUUAUAUUGUAUUAAAAGACAAUGUAUAUUGUAAAAAAGGUCAUUACUUAUGCUACUUAUAUUGUUUGGGAGAAAUGUUGGGUUUUUUGAUGGGGGUAGAAAACUGUAUAUUUAUAUGCUUAUCUAGAGAGAAUAUGAAUCAAGGAUGCAGAUUUAAGCUCGUAGUUUUCAGGUACAAAUGUAUAAUACUGUUACCACGAUGAGACCCGGACCAGCACUACUUUCUCUCCAGGAAUUCUUUUGUAUAGAUUUUUUUUCUUCCCAAUUCUUCUCUGGAAGCUGAGAGUGUGUGUGUGUGUGUGUGUGUGUGUGUGUGUGUGUGUGUGCAGAGAACAUUGCAUUGAACUAUUUCAAUAUCUGCUGUUUCUUAGUAAAUAAACCCAGUCCUUGUAUA